AUGGCUUUCUCAAAGUUUCAACUUGGAAUAUUUCUCAUCACAUAUUCUCUCCUCAUUAUUUGCCAGUCAAAGAUAUUGAAUACAAAACAAAUCGGACAAGAAGAGUGUGUUUACAGAGGUCUAUGCCAAUUCAGCAGAGAAUGUAAGAGUCGAUGUGGACCGCCUGAAUUCUCACAUGAAACUACUGGUUUAUGCAUGCUCGAUUAUCAUGACAACAAAUAUCGUUGUUGUUGUACUUCAAAUAACUAAAACCGAUUAUAAGUUUGGUUAAAUAUUAAUAUGGAAAAAUUGAAAAUAA
Messenger RNA from Camelina sativa (false flax), 298 nucleotides. Its product is annotated as defensin-like protein 275. The record is from RefSeq and is a predicted model, not a curated record. Lineage: Eukaryota; Viridiplantae; Streptophyta; Magnoliopsida; Brassicales; Brassicaceae.